GCGGAGAGGCUGGGAGAAGAAGAGGAUCCUGCAGGACCUGAGAGACUUUACAAUCUACCUCUGUGGCGUGGACGAAGAAACGGAGGAAUAAUAAUUCUGCAACUUUUUCUCACCAGCUUUUCUCUCAUUCAGACCGUCCCCACAGCAGCCAGCGCUGCGGGGCAUUAAGGCAACCUGGAGGAUCAAUUUUAUUUUGAUUCCCAAAACAGAGCAGAAGAAGCAGGAGCAGCAGAGUGGAGAGCAGCGCAGCCACGACGGAGUCUGUCAGCCUUCAGAGAGCCGAGAUCCCACUCAAAUCUCUGCACUGACUCCUGAGGAGAGGUCGCUUUGGAGCUCGCAAGCUGAGUGGAAAAAAAGACCCCACGGGAGAUUAGGUCAGCUGUGGUGUUUGGCGUUUUUAAAGGACCUAAGAAGCUUUUUCCCCCUACCAAACACGCUAACGAUACGCCACGCAUGCCACAACCGUAGAGUCAGCAGCACAGAAAUAUUUCUCUAUAGUAAGUUAAGGGACGCUGUUGUUGGCAUGUUAACGCAUGCAAUUUGUUUGUUUUCCCAACGAAUAUGCACUGCUGUGGUAGAAGUGUGAGUGACAUUUCUUAAAAGUUAACUUUAAUUGAUUGUGCUGCUCAAAAGCAGCGCAAACUUCUCCUCCGGCCUGGGCUGGAGUGGCGGAGCCAAGCUAGGCAGCUAGCUAGCUCGUUAGCUAAACUGCUGCUGCGAGCAGUAACGUAGCAGUCUGUCCAGACAACAGCCCUUGUUUUUGCUCUUUCUUUAUCGACGCAGACAACGUCAGCUGCAACAGUUCAACAAACCAGAGCAGCAAAGGACACAAAGGGAGCACUCAUGUCAUGCGUUGACGCUUGUUAGCUGUGCUUUUCCAUGAGGUGGCUAACUUUAGCUGCUGCAGCUUUAGCUCAUGUUUGACUGAACACGUUGGACUCGUCCCCCCGCCCAUCUUCCGGGAUGUCUUUUAUUUAUUUUUGUUUACCUGUUGGCCCACGCCGCAAAACAAAACCAGUUUCCUGAAGGCAUAUCUCCAGUAGUCUGAACUGUCCUCCUCGCCAAAGGAUUAUUCACAAUUUGACCCGGAAUAGUGCUGGAUGGUGUCUUAUCCCGAGUCAGUGAUGUGGCUCCGGACUUUGAGUUUGUGUCUUGUUUUGACCGCUGUCGUCUUUCUGAUGAGCUGUCAUCGAGCCAAUGGAGAGAUUUGUCCAAGCAAAGACAUCAGGAACAAUGUGACAAACCUACGUUCGCUCGAAAACUGCACCAUAAUCGAAGGCCACCUGAAGAUCCUACUCAUGUUCAGGACAAAGCCCGAAGACUUCAGAGGCCUCAGUUUCCCUAAACUGAUGGUGAUCACUGACUACCUGCUGCUCUUCAGAGUUUACGGCAUGGAGAGCCUCAGCGAUCUGUUCCCCAACCUAACUGUCAUCAGAGGCAACAACCUGUUCUUCAACUACGCUCUGGUGAUGUUCGAGAUGCUCCAGCUGCGAGAGAUCGGCCUCCAUAGCUUGAUGAACAUCACCAGAGGAGCAGUGAGGAUCGAGAAGAACCCGGAUCUCUGCUAUCUCUCCACUCUGGACUGGUCCAAGAUCCUGGACUCGGUGGAGGACAACUACAUCAUGGCAAACAAGAACGACAGAGAGUGUGGAGACGUUUGCCCCGGGGCAGCCAUCGGAAAGACGACGUGCCAAACGACCACCAUCAACGGACACUUCAGCGAACGCUGCUGGACCCAGAACCACUGUCAAAGAAUGUGUCCUGUUCAAUGCAAACAUCGAGCCUGCACCAAAGACGACCAGUGCUGUCACGACCAGUGUCUGGGUGGCUGCCUGAAGCCCCACUCAGCCAGUGACUGCGUGGCCUGCCGCGGCCUCCAGCAUGAAGGCACCUGUGUGGAGCAGUGCCCUGAAAACUACUUCACCUACAAAGGCUGGCGCUGCGUCUCCUUUUCCUUCUGCCAGGAACUCCAUAACAGAUGCAAGCGGGAGAAGGAGCACAGCAAGAACGCCGACUGCCACGAGUAUGUCAUCCACAAUGGAGGCUGCAUCCCCGAGUGUCCCUCCGGCUACACCACCAUAAACUCCUCAACGUUGAACUGCACUCCCUGUGCAGGGCUUUGUCCUAAGGUGUGUAUGGGUCUGAAAAUCGUGGACUCAGUCACGGCCGCUCAGGCCCUGAGAGGCUGUACUGUCCUCAACGGGAGCCUGGUCAUCAACCUGCGGGGAGGAACCAACAUUGCUGCUGAACUGGAGGCCAGCCUGGGCCAGCUGGAGGAGAUCACCGGCUACCUGAAAAUACGGCGCUCCUACGCCCUUGUAUCCCUCUCGUUUUUCCGUAAACUCCAUGUUAUUCGCGGAGAGGAGCAGGAAAUCGGGAAUUACUCCUUCUACGCCCUGGACAACCAGAACCUGCGGCAGCUCUGGGACUGGUCCAAACACAAGCUGACUAUCCUGCAGGGGCGUAUGUUCUUCCACUACAACUCCAAACUCUGCAUGAGCGAGAUCCGCAGGAUGGAGGAGGUGACGGGGACCAAAGAUCGGCAGAUCAAGAAUGACAUAGCCUCCAAAACCAACGGAGACCAGGCCUCAUGUGAGACCCGCACGUUGAAGUUCACUCAGAUCCGAACGGGGAGUGAUAAAAUAAUGGUGAAGUGGGAAUCCUUCUGGCCCCAAGACUUCAGAGACCUGCUGGGCUUCAUGGUGCUCUACAAAGAAGCACCUUUCCAGAACGUAACUGAGUUCGACGGGCAGGACGCCUGUGGCUCCAACAGCUGGGUGAUUGCUGACGUCGACCCUCCUCGUAGACCCACGGAUGGGGACAAAGAUCAGUUUGAGCCGGGUCAUCUCAUCCUGCCGCUGAAACCCUGGACGCAGUACGCCAUAAUGGUGAAAACCCAGCUCUCCGCCUCUGAUGAGCACCAAGUCCAUGGAGCCAAGAGUGACAUCAUCUAUGUCCGCACCAACGCCACAAAACCCUCAGUCCCGCUCGACCCCAUCUCCUCGUCCAACUCUUCCUCUCAGAUCAUCCUGAAGUGGAAGCCUCCCAACGACCCCAACGGGAACAUCACUCACUACCUCGUGUUCUGCCAGCGCCAGCCUGAAGCCAGCGAGCUCUACAAGUUUGACUACUGCCAGAAAGGGAUGAAGCUGCCGUCUCGGGUGCCCACGCAGGUCGACAGUGACGAGGAGCAGAAGUGGAACCAGACGGAGGAGCAGGGCCAGGGGACACUGUGCUGUGCCUGCCCCAAAACCGACAAGGAGCUCAAGAAGGAGAAAGAAGACUCAGAGUACCGCAAAACCUUUGAGAAUUAUCUUCACAACGAAGUCUUUGAGAUCAAGCGUUCAAGACGGCGGCGCUCCGUGAUGGGCAUCGCCAACCAAACCUACCCCUUCCUCACCACUGCCCCCAGCCCGACCCAGAGCACUGGCAGCCCGGAUGAUGAGGAUGAGGAAACCUUUGAGAGCACAAAGACCGUUGUCACUGUUCACGCAAAGGAAUCGACAGUCAUCUCAAACCUGCGCCACUUCACCAGCUACCAGAUUGAGAUUCACGCUUGCAACCACCCAACUGACCCCGCUCGGUGCAGCAUGGCAGCGUAUGUCAGCGCUCGCACAAUGCCUGAAGACAAAGCUGACGACAUCACUGGUCCAAUCAGCUUCGAGGUGACAGAAAACACAGUGCUCAUCACAUGGCAGGAACCGGCAGCUCCCAACGGUAUGAUCAUCCUGUAUGAGGUCAACUACAGGAGACUGGGAGACUCAGAGGAGCUUCACUACUGCGUGUCUAGAAACAUGUACAAAGCGACCCGAGGUGCAAAGUUGAAAGUGAUGCAUCCUGGGAAUUACACAGUUAGGAUCAGGGCCACCUCGCUGGCUGGGAAUGGAUCCUGGACCGAGCCAACGCACUUCUAUGUCCAGGACGCAAGCGACCCUCUCCACAUCGUGAAGAUCAUCAUCGGUCCGAUCAUUUGCUUCAUCCUGGUGCUGUGUGUGGCCGUGGUGGGAUUCGUCAUUUUCAGAAAGAAUCAAACUCAAGGGCCGAGUGGUCCCAUCUACGCUUCUUCAAACCCAGAAUAUCUCAGCCCUUAUGAUGUGUACGAGGAGGACGAGUGGGAGGUGGCCAGAGAGAAGAUUAACAUUUUAAGGGAACUGGGCCAGGGUUCCUUUGGUAUGGUGUAUGAGGGCAUCGCCAAGGACAUCGUCAAAGGCGAGCCAGACACGCGGGUAGCGGUGAAGACGGUGAACGAGUCGGCCAGCCUGAGGGAGAGAAUCGAGUUCUUGAAUGAGGCGUCGGUCAUGAAGGCCUUCAGCUGCCACCACGUGGUGCGUCUGCUGGGUGUUGUAUCUAAAGGUCAGCCCACGUUGGUGGUGAUGGAGCUGAUGACCCACGGAGACCUGAAGAGCUACCUGCGCUCUCUGCGACCUGAUGCCGAGAACAAUCCUGGGCGUCCGCCCCCCACUCUGAAGGAGAUGAUACAAAUGGCGGCUGAGAUCGCUGAUGGGAUGGCUUACCUUAACGCUAAGAAGUUUGUCCACAGAGAUCUGGCAGCCAGAAACUGCAUGGUAGCUCAUGAUCUUACCGUCAAAAUUGGAGACUUUGGUAUGACCAGAGACAUCUACGAGACUGACUACUACAGGAAGGGAGGUAAAGGCCUGCUGCCUGUCAGGUGGAUGGCACCAGAGUCUCUGAAGGACGGAGUCUUCACUGCACAUUCAGACUGCUGGUCAUUCGGGGUGGUUUUGUGGGAGAUCAGCACGCUGGCCGAGCAGCCGUACCAGGGCCUGUCCAACGAGCAGGUACUCAAGUUCGUCAUGGACGGGCGAUACCUGGACCGGCCGGACAACUGCGCAGACAGACUACACAACCUGAUGCAGAUGUGCUGGCAGUACAACCCCAAGAUGCGUCCCACCUUCCAGGAGAUUAUCGAGAUGCUGCGUGAGGACCUGCAUCCCUCCUUCCAGGAGGUCUCCUUCUUCUACAGUGAGGAGAACAAGCCGCCAGAGAGCGAAGACUUUGACCUGGACAUGGAGAACAUGGAGAGCAUCCCACUGGACCCGUCGUCCUACUCCCACAGGGAGCACUGUUUGGACAGGGACGAGGCCUCCUCUAUGGGCCUGAGGGGCAGCUACGAGGAGCACCACAUCCCCUUCACACACAUGAACGGGGGAAAGACCAACGGACGAAUACUGGCCCUACCGCGGUCCAGCCCCUCCUAACAGACUGCACACAUCCCCAGCAGAAACGUGUCGAUGAUAUAGAGUUAAAUCUAUUUUUGUUUUUGUUGUCAUUUUAUAGAGAUCACACUUUUAUCACUCUCUCCAGAAGCCGCUCAGUGCAUAUCUCAGGACCUUAUUUUUCUCCUCCAAUGCCACAAACACACUACAGCACGUCCAAACAUGGAUGCCAGACGACACUUUUUGUAUUUAAGGAUGAACCUCCCUCGUCUCUUGUUCAUGAUUGUAGUUUAUAUACUGUAUAUAUAUUGCCAAGGUUGUGCUAGAAAAGGUGAAAUAAUGGAUUCAACUGUGAAACAAACUCUUGACAAACAAGAAGGCUGCUAAACCCACUGUCCCCUCCUGAGUCCAGACUGUUUCUCCUCCCCUCUUUGAUUCAACACAAGGGUUCAUCCCUCAGUUGCUAAGUUUGAAAAAAGAGAAAAAGUGCCCUUCUAUUUUGUCUGUUGCCUACAUCAGUUGUCAUGGACUUGUGUCUGAAUCUUUGUGCGCAUGGUGAACUGAAAAGGCUUUGUGGGAACUCUCUGCUGGAUGGUUACUAAACGGUCCAUCCUUGAACAAACUCUGAUCCACUGAAGAAGCUGGUUAAGGUGGCUUACCUCCUCACACUCUGCAGUAUUUCAAAACGGCACACAGGAUGAACACGGGACUUUUGUCGGGUUGCAUUUUUUUAACUUGUCUUUCUUUCUUUUUUCCCGUUUUUCUCUGUUUUGAGUUUUCACAUCUACAGCUGAAGGAUAUUUAAACUGUUUUCAAAAAACAUGUUUGUGAACGAGUUCCUCAGAUUGACCAAUAGCUGCUUCUUUGGUAUAUUUUAGUGGGUCUAGAAGAUAAAGUAUAUAAAUAUAUAUAUAUAUAAAUAUAUUAUUGAUGUUUUUGUACAUAGCUGAUAUGUUGUCAUUUUCGAGGUAUUUCUGGUCAUAGAAAAUGUUUUUACAUGUUAGUCUCUUAUGUUUAUUUUUUCUAAUCCAGAAUCUCAUGAUAAGUAGCUUUUGGGCUCAUGAUCAACCAACAGCACUUGGUCUUUUUGCUAUGCGAUGCCCAGGAGGAGGAGGAAGAGCGUUUGGCGUCUUCAGCUUAAGAUGUCUGCCCAUCAUAUCAAGAUCAAAUAAAAUAGUGCUGUAAAUAAUGCAGCAAGGUGCAUUCAUGA
Molecule: messenger RNA, 6387 nt
Organism: Cheilinus undulatus (humphead wrasse)
Lineage: Eukaryota; Metazoa; Chordata; Actinopteri; Labriformes; Labridae
Product: insulin receptor-like
Exons: 21
Coding region: 1101-5219 (1372 amino acids)
Biological process (GO): positive regulation of kinase activity; positive regulation of MAPK cascade; positive regulation of phosphatidylinositol 3-kinase/protein kinase B signal transduction
Cellular component (GO): insulin receptor complex; membrane; axon
Molecular function (GO): phosphatidylinositol 3-kinase binding; ATP binding; insulin receptor substrate binding
Source: RefSeq, a predicted model, not a curated record